AAAGUGAAAAACUUAAAAAAAAACACGCAUACAAAGCCAAAAACAAAGUGCUCGUGAUUGUGACGUCAGAAAUGACUGACAGAGCGGAACUUAAAGCGGGCGACCGCUGUGAGGAAUGUCUAGGCCAAGGUUUGGAUAAUAAAUUGCGGCAUUUUUACAUAAAUCUCGAGGAGCAGAUCUUGAAAUGUGAGGCUCGUACUUGUUUGUGGCCACACAAUGAUGAAGUCUCAUCCGAUGAGGAGGAUUUCAUGAGGAUGGAGGAUCACCUAAGGCUAGAGGAUCAGAACGAGAAGGUGGAACAAGUCGAGAAAGUGAUGGAGAUUCCAUCUUCACCGGCUGCUCCUGCCGUUAAAGAUGAUGAUGAUGAGUUUAUCAUGAAACUCUUAGAGGAUUUGGCUGCCACAGACGAUAAAUCAUUUAGUGAAUCUGUGGAAGAUUAUAAUCUAGAAGAUCUGCUCCCCCCUAUACCAGAUCAUUUGCUUAAUUUUGUGACAGCAUCACCAACAAAAACAUCAAGUCAACAGUUUGAAGCCAAACUCUUGCCCAAUCUUGUGCCAGCAUCACCAACAAAAACAUCAAGUCAACAGAUUGAAGCUAAACCAUUUAGUACUCCUCCACGCAAGGAAAAUGAUGCCAAACCCUUCGGAACUCCGCCACGAAAGGAGAUUGAUACCAAUCCCUUUAGAACUCCCCCACGAAAGGCAUCCAUUUUGCCUCAACAGACACCUCCAACCGCUCAACCGUUAAAUAUUAUCAUCGAUUUGCCAAAACUCGAUGAAGUUGCCACAAAUAGUGAUUCCAAUCUCCUUCCGGCUUCGCCUUCUGCACAGCCUGUGAAUUUUACCAUCAGUUUGCCGGAAAUAUCAAGGGCAAAUUUGAAUUUCCUCAAUGCCGUUAAAUGCGAUAAAGGUCCAACCAAAGUCAGGGAACGAAGGAAACAUCUUCCAUCCGCUGCAUCCUUAAGCACGGCCACAGUUAGGCAAAUGCUUCGUAAACUAGAAAAACCACCACAAAAUGCGGAACAACAACAGAAAUAAAGCAAAAAAAAAAAACAAAGAUAGAACGCACAAAACAUUAUAAUCUAGAAAAAUAAAACUUUGCAUAUAUAUACUAUAAGUAAAUUAUGCAUGAUAUUUAUUUUUGGAUUUGGCGAUUGUUCUCGCUCAGUUAAAAUGCUCGGCACGCUUCAAGCGCAUGAUGGGAGAAGGAGGAGGCCACACAUAAACACACGCCAAUAAAUGAGAAGUAAUUCCGGUCACUGUCCAAGUAGAUAACAAAUUCCAGAGAGGAGAGUGAGAAGAAAGCGGUCAAGCCAAGUGCGUCAAAUGGAGUACAGGAGAAAGAACGCAGAAAAAAGAAUGUGAAAAGUGUACGAACAACUUUUCAUUAUAUUUAAAGCCCUUAUAUGUAAUUCCUUUUGGCAAAUUAUUUAUGGAUUUAGAGAAAUCGAUCUAAAAAUAUUCAGAAAAGUCUGAAAAGCAUUUGUUUACGUUAGCCUCUUGCCAUUUACGAACGUAAUUGGCAUAUAUUGAUUAUCAAAUA
Drosophila willistoni is the source of this 1542-nucleotide messenger RNA. RefSeq lists its product as uncharacterized. The record is from RefSeq and is a predicted model, not a curated record. Lineage: Eukaryota; Metazoa; Arthropoda; Insecta; Diptera; Drosophilidae. The transcript has a single exon. Bases 72 to 1037 code for a protein of 321 amino acids.